Diospyros lotus (date-plum) is the source of this 1649-nucleotide messenger RNA. RefSeq names its product protein HEAT INTOLERANT 4-like. The transcript is spliced from 14 exons. The record is from RefSeq and is a predicted model, not a curated record. NCBI's taxonomy places the organism in Eukaryota, Viridiplantae, Streptophyta, Magnoliopsida, Ericales, Ebenaceae. Gene Ontology annotation, biological process: regulation of cellular response to heat. Bases 174 to 1226 code for a protein of 350 amino acids.
CCAUAUCUCUCCCCCCCAACACCAAUCUCAUCUCCAGAACCCUAGCUUUCAAUUCUAUUUCCUUCCAUAUCGCCAUUUUCUACCUCAACAAGAUCCUAUCCCCUCUUUCGUCUCUCUCUCUCUCUCUCUCCGUCUAUUCCGCACUCUAAAGCUAAUUUAAGGCUAGCUUUGCCAUGAGGAAGGGAGCCAAGAGAAAGGCGAGCAAAAAGGAGGAGCAGAAGCCUACAGAAAAGAUCCCAAAUAACGAUGCAAGAAAAUCUACCGAGGAGAAGACAAGCAAAGCUGGCGGAAGGCCUAAGCGGAUUAAGGCUUCAAAGCCUGAAUCUGAGCCCGAGUUCUUCCCGGACAAGCGUAAUUUGGAAGACCUAUGGAAGCAGGUUUUUCCUGUUGGUACAGAGUGGGAUCAGUUGGACCAUGUUUAUCAGUACAAUUGGAAUUUCUCCAACCUAGAAGGUGCAUUUGAAGAGGGUGGAGAACUCUAUGGGAAGAAAGUCUACCUUUUUGGUUGUACUGAGCCUCAGUUGGUCUUUUUCAAGGAUGAAGGAAAAGUAACCUGCAUUCCUGUUGUGGUAGCUGUUGUCUCUCCUUUUCCACCUUCUGAUAAGAUUGGGAUUAACUCAGUCCAGAGGGAGGCUGAGGAAAUUGUUCCCAUGAAGCAGAUGAAGAUGGACUGGGUUCCUUACAUCCCAUUGGAAAAUAGGGACUCUCAAGUAGAAAGACUUAAAUCCCAAAUUUUUAUCCUUAGCUGUACACAGAGAAGAGCUGGUUUAAGGCAUAUGAAGAUAGAACGUGUCAAGAAAUUUGAGUACUGCUUACCUUAUUUCUAUCAUCCCUUUCAAGAAGAUGAACUUGAACAGAGCACUAUUGUCCAAAUCAUAUUUCCAGCUGAACCAAAGCCGGUGUUCUGUGAGUUCGAUUGGGAGCUUGAUGAAUUAGAGGAAUUUACUGUUAAGCUUAUUGAGGAGGAAGAGUUGUCUGAAGAUCAGAAGAAUGCUUUUAAGGAUUUUGUGAAGGAAAAGGUUCGCGAAGGGAAAAAAGCUAAUCGUGAGGCAAGGGAAGCUCGGAAGAAAGCAUUAGAAGAAAUGAAUGAGGAAACAAAAGCUGCAUUUCUGAAUAUGAGAUUUUACAAGUUCUAUCCAGUGGCAACACCUGAUACUCCUGAUGUGUCGAAUGUAAAGUCUCCAUUUAUCAACAGAUACUACGGGAAGGCUCAUACAGUUCUGUGAUCAGAGGCUUAGGACAAGUUGUAUCCUGUGCUGUGCUAUAGGACAUGCUCAAAUGCUCAUUUGGGCUCGUCGAAAGCUGGCUAGGCCUCAGAUCAGAGAUUUAGCUCGGCGAUGGAAAUUGGCCGGACUUAUUUUUGAAUGCCAUCUUGUAGUUUUGUUAUCUUGCAAAAAAGAGAGACAGGAAAACUAAAACUAGGUCUUCUUAUUUCUAUGGGCGGCUAUGUUCAUAGGAAGCAAGGCAGGCUGUGAGGCACACAGAUCAGGUACUGUUUAUGGGCUUCCUUAGAUGGAAAUUCUCGGUAUUAGUUGAUGCAACGCCUGCGCUCGUUUGUAGUCAGUCUUCUUUCUGCCUUGGGAAAAACAGGCCUUACGUAAUUCCGGCAUUUCAAUUGAAUAAAAUGGUGCAUCUCAUAUUUUAAUUUA